GGCGGCGGCGUCCCCUCCUCGCCCGGCUCCUCCUGUGGCGCGGCGGGCUGUGCGGACAUGGCCGCGGCGGUGGCGGUGGCGGCCGCGUCUCGGCGCCAGUCGUGCUAUCUGUGUGACCUGCCCCGCAUGCCCUGGGCCAUGAUCUGGGACUUCACGGAGCCCGUGUGCCGCGGCUGCGUCAACUACGAGGGCGCCGACCGCGUGGAGUUCGUCAUCGAGACGGCGCGCCAGCUGAAGCGUGCUCACGGCUGCUUCUCCGAGGGCCGCUCCCCGACCGGCGCUCAACCCUCGACCGCCAAGCCACCGCCACUGUCGGCCAAGGACCUAUUGCUGCAGCCGCCGCCGCAGCUGGGCCACGCGGGCUCCGAGGCCGCGCGCGCUCAGGCCAUGGAGCGCUACCCGCUGGCGCCGGAUCGGGCUCCGCGCCUGGCCUCUGACUUUGGCUCGCGUGCGGGUGCGGGCCUCCCGCAGUCGGCCGCGCCGCAGCCCGCGCCGGCGAACGGCAUCCUGGUGCCCAACGGCUUCUCCAAGCUGGAGGAGCCGCCCGAGCUGAAUCGUCAGAGCCCGAACCCGCGGCGCGCACACGCCGUGCCGCCCACCUUAGUGCCUCUGGUGAACGGCUCCGCCGCACUGGGGCUGAGCGGCCGUGCCGCGGCCACAUUGGCCGCGGUGAGCGGGACACCGGGCCUGGGCGCCCAGCCCGCCGAGCUGGGCACCCAUAAACGGCCGGCGUCGGUGUCGGGCGCGGCGGAGCACGAGGCUCGUGAGCCGAGCAAGGAGAAGGCACAGCCCGCGCACCGAAGCCCAGCCGACAGCUUAUCCGGCACUUCUGGGGCGAGCGAGCUGGGCGCCGACGGUGCAGGCAAGGGUCGAGCGUCAGGGGAGCAGGACUGGGCCAGCAGGCCUAAGACGGUGCGCGACACGCUACUGGCGCUGCACCAGCACGGCCACUCGGGGCCCUUCGAGAGCAAGUUCAAGAAGGAGCCGGCCCUGACUGCAGGCAGGUUGUUGGGUUUCGAGGCCAACGGGGCCAACGGGUCUAAAGCAGUUGCAAGAACAGCAAGGAAAAGGAAGCCUUCUCCAGAACCGGAAGGGGAAGUCGGACCCCCUAAGAUCAAUGGCGAGGCUCAGCCUUGGCUGUCCACUUCCACAGAAGCGCUCAAGAUCCCCAUCACCCCUACAUCCUCUUUUGUGUCUCCACCACCCCCUACUGCCUCUCCUCAUUCCAACCGGACCACACCGCCUGAAGCGGCUCAGAAUGGCCAGUCCCCCAUGGCAGCCCUGAUUUUAGUAGCAGACAAUGCCGGGGGCAGUCACGCUUCGAAAGAUGCCACCCAGGUUCACUCCACCACCAGGAGGAACAGCAGCAGCCCGCCUUCUCCCUCCUCUAUGAACCAAAGAAGGCUUGGCCCCAGAGAGGUGGGGGGCCAGGCCACCGGCGGCACAGGAGGACUGGAGCCGGUGCACCCUGCCAGCCUCCCAGACUCCUCCCUGGCAGCCAGCGCCCCGCUAUGCUGCACCCUCUGCCACGAGCGGCUGGAGGAUACUCAUUUUGUGCAGUGCCCGUCUGUCCCAUCGCACAAGUUCUGUUUCCCUUGCUCCAGACAAAGCAUUAAACAGCAGGGCGCUAGCGGAGAGGUCUAUUGUCCAAGCGGGGAGAAGUGCCCUCUGGUGGGCUCCAAUGUCCCCUGGGCCUUCAUGCAAGGAGAGAUUGCUACCAUCCUCGCUGGAGAUGUGAAAGUGAAAAAGGAGAGAGACUCGUGACUUUCUGCAUUCAGAAAAGCCCACGGCUACCCUUAACUCAAACUUCUUGAACUGUAUAUAAAUCUCCAUAUAUAUAUAUAUAUAUAUAUAUAAAUAUAUAUAUCCAAGACAAGGGAAAUGUAGACUUCAUAAACAUGGCUGUAUAAUUUUGAUUUUUUGAAUACAUUGUGUUUCUAUAUUUUUUUUGACGACAAAAGGUAUGUACUUUAAAAGGCAUUUUCUUCUUUUGUUAACGUUAUUAGGCUGUCUGUGCUUGACUCUCCUGGUGACAGUUGCUGUUCUACGUAGGCUGCGACUUGGCUGCUUUUUUUUUUUUUUUUAAAGAGCACUUGGCAAACAAAUGCUUCUAGCCGUAUUUGUAUGCACUUAUUUUAAAAAAGAAAAAAAGCCAAAUACAUUUUUCUGACAUUGUAAGAUUGCCUUACUGUCUGUCAUUCCUCAUUGCUGGCCCCUCUCCCAGACUGGAGGGAAGUGAGGGAAUAGGGAGCACUCCUUGUCAGAAGGGCACGCUCCUGGGCAUGUGACCCACCUAGCAGGCCCUGUGGGACGGUGGGGAGAUGGGGAUUGAAUCUUGUCUUGUUAAUGGUUCAGUUCUUGCGAUACUGAUAGUCAGAGGUGCUGCUGAAAGAUUUGCUGGAUUGUGUGUUUGGGAGUUUUUUGGUUUUGCUUGUUUUUUUUUUUGAAGGCAAGUUGACAGAUGUACACUCUGCCCAUGUGACCGGUUGUAAGAUGUCAAUGCUGCAUGCUCGCUCGGUUGCCUCGCUGGUGUUCCCAGCUGUAGAAAUAGUUGUACGGGGUGGUGUGCAAGUAAGAUGGCUUUGCUGCCCUUUUACAGCGGAGCCUGACUCGGCAGCGCCCCUCAGCCUUUCCCAACACUGUUGCUGCUGCAGGCCGGGCGAACUCUCGGGAUUGGUUUCUUUUCUGUCUUGCUUGUGUUUUGCUGUUCUGGUUUGUUCCUUUCCUUUGCCUGUCCUGUUCUUGUGGCCAUUGCUGUUGUCACUAUCCAUCCCUACACCCUGUUGUAACGAGUGCUUACUGCAGUGUGUCCAUUGACGGUUAGCAGCCCUGGGUGCUUCGAGGAGGGCCCGUGGGCAUGUGAGUGGUGGGUGGAGGAAGCCUGCAGUUUCCUUCUUAGAUGUGUCUGAAAUUAUAAGUCAAUAAUACUGUUCUGGAAAAUGACAAGCUAGUGAAAGCUACAAACAUGAAGGGUUUUUACAUAAUCAAGCCCCACCUCUCCAACUAUUUUUAGAAGCCUUUUGUAAACUAAUUUCUUUUGAUCACUGUUUUGUGUUGGUGAAGUGAUUGUUUUUUUAAUGUAAACAACAGGUCAUUAGUUACUAGUAGUGGUUGCCCCUUAGUGAUGCUGGGUUUUGUGGUCCUCCCCCCCACCUUUGUGCUGUUUUAGUUUAAUGUCAACAGGAACACACUACCCUAAUGUGCAGGUGUUUGUAACUUGGCCUUGUAGGCUCAAUCAUGGCUUCUAAGUCUACUAUGGUUUGUGUUUUUUUUUUCCUUUUUUUUUCUCACAGCCUGGAUUCUAUUUUAAUUUGAGAACGUAGCUUAUCACCAGCCUGGGAUCAUUUCUAGUUACUUGAUCUUUUUUUUUUUUAAGGUGGUUUCUUUAGUAGUCAAGUUACUAAUGCUUGAAAACCAGUGACACUGCACCACAUACAGUAUUUCUUAUUGUGUUUUUCGUGAGUGCACCUCAUCCUCCAGGUUCUUGUUACCAGUCAUUGUGAUGUUACAGACAGGCAUGCGUGGUAGACCAGUUGAUUGUUACUGUGACUCAGAUCCUACUGGUCUCUGAGGCGGAUACACACACACACACACACACACACACACAAAACAGAGUCAGUUUCACCUACCGUAAAGACAUUUGUGAAGGACCCAACUGUUAUGGUCUGUAUAAAUGUGUUUCUAAGCACUUUAUUAUAAACUGGAAUUUGACCUCAUAGAUGUUACAACUAGAUUAGUCAUUUGACCUAAUUUGCCGUGGCUGUAUCUUUUGCAAUCUCAACACAGAUAAGCUCUCCAAAAACAUGAAUAGAGAACCAUCCUGUCGAAUGGGACAAGUCUGUCCAGCUGCGGAAAGGGCCACCUGUGGUUUCUCUGUGCUAGUGGCAAAGGAGGCAAAACUUGACCUGUUUUAAAGGGGGUGCACUUUGAGAUUAAAGGGCCUGUGUGCAUCUGCCCAGCCUUGGAUGGCCUUCAGACUUGUGUUGUUCUGUCAGGAGUGGGGUGGGGUGAGUUGAGAGUCUUUCUCUGGCCUACUCUAAAACCAUUCACGUGGGGACCUGGUUUGAUCUUUUCUUGUCCUUGAUGACGUUUGUGGAUGUUGUCCACAGCUGGGUAGAUUACAUCAGACUCCCAACACUAUUCCAGCCGUGGUUCUGAUACUCAGAAUAUUAGGGGAUGGGGUGUCAGCAGUCCCUUUUUUGCUUUAACAAAUUAUAGAAUUUAACAGAUAUAAGUAGUGUCUUUCAUGUGGCCUCACUCUGAAGUUACAAGAACCUACACAUGGUUUACAGCUUUUCUAUGUAUCUUUUCCUGGCCACCAAGUAUUUUGAAAGUGUGCCACCUUUUAACCUUUGCUUUUUUAAGUUGAAGGUGAUAAUUUUUCUAUAUAUGAUGAAACUCAUGUCUACUGAAAUAAGUGUAAUCUUAGCUAUCUAUCAACAUUAUAUUUUAAAACCAUGCUAUGGAAAUACCACCUGCGUUCUGUCAUUUGUCAGAUUUACAGUACGGUUUUUUUUUUCUUUUAGCAUUAAAUAAAAAUAAAAUUGGGAGCACUGAA
Mesocricetus auratus (golden hamster) is the source of this 4558-nucleotide messenger RNA. It is a transcript of the gene Irf2bp2, whose product is annotated as interferon regulatory factor 2 binding protein 2. Gene Ontology annotation, biological process: regulation of transcription by RNA polymerase II. Gene Ontology annotation, molecular function: transcription corepressor activity. Lineage: Eukaryota; Metazoa; Chordata; Mammalia; Rodentia; Cricetidae. The transcript is spliced from 2 exons. The record is from RefSeq and is a predicted model, not a curated record. Gene Ontology annotation, cellular component: nucleus. The coding region runs from base 58 to 1764 and encodes 568 amino acids.